Messenger RNA from Diatraea saccharalis (sugarcane borer), 2490 nucleotides. Lineage: Eukaryota; Metazoa; Arthropoda; Insecta; Lepidoptera; Crambidae. The record is from the annotation of a GenBank genome assembly.
AUGAGUAAUUCCAGUUGUAACGAAAGCCAGAUGUCACGGUCCGACAAGACAAUAAUAACGACGGAAAUUACGGAGCCGAAACGGGUCGUCCCUCUCUUUCAAGUUGAAUACGACCGCAGCCUCUGUAGGCCUCUCGGGACAGUCACCGACUUCAGUAAAAUUGUAGAUCGCAAGCAUCGAUCCAGAAUAAGAGUCGCAACAAAUCUAAUGCCAACUUAUACGCCUUCGAGGAGCCCCUCCCCUAUAACUAUGGCGCCUAAGUCUCCAUCACCUUUCGCAGGAAAGCCAACACCAAUGAAGGUCCGUCAGCCACCAAAGCCAAAAAGUCUUGACGUCAGACAAAACGCUUUGACCAUCUUUGAAUUCUCAACAGUGUAUCCUUUCAUUUACGGGAAUAAUAAAUUUAAAUGCUUCAUCUGCUCUCAGCCGUUUCUAGAAAUAUCCCUACUUAGUUUGCAUAUGCAAGAAUCUCAUACGUUUGCACCAUUAAAAAGGUUGGUGAACAACAGAAGAGAAAACAUACUAAAAGUGGACGUUAGUGAUUUAACAUGCAAAAUAUGUUACGUAAAGCAGAAUAGUUUGACCGAUAUGAAAUCUCAUCUCAAGUUGGAGCACCAGAAACCAAUAGACCCCGAAAUGAAAGAUAACAUUAUUCCGUUCAAGUUGCAAGCGUCUGAUAAUGGGUAUAAAUGUGUGAUAUGCGACCAGAACUUCAUCAAAGUACGAAUACUCGUUAUACAUAUGAGCGUCCACUUCAAUAAUUAUAGUUGUGAAAUUUGCGGUUCCGGUUUUAUGACGUUAAGACUGUUGAAGAAGCAUUUGGAAGUGCAUGAAAGUGGUAACUUCCCUUGCGAACGUUGCAACAAAUCUUUUAGUACAUCGUAUAAAAGAAAUCUUCAUAUAAGAGGUGUGCAUAUGAAGCAGUAUCCUCGGCGGUGUCCGAUGUGCCCGGAAAGAUUUAACUCUAACUACAAAAGGACGAUACAUCUCCAGGAUGUGCACAAUCAGUCGACGAGGGUGCAUAAAUGUGAGACUUGUGGAAGGGCAUUCAAUCUGAAGUACCAUUUGAUAUGCCACACGCGGUCAGUGCAUUUACAAGAGAGGAAUCAACAGUGCGACAUAUGUCAUCAGAGGUUCUGUAAUAAGGAAACAUUGAAAAGACACAUGGUAGUUCACACAGAAAUCCCUCAACCAAGUGAUUCAUCGAUCAAUAUUAAAGACGAAGAUGACCACGAGAUUGCUUUGACAGUGUUCAAGAACCCGAUACCUCUUGAUGAUCUCAAACAGCAAAUCGAGGAGACAAAAACAUUAAAGAAACAAAGGAAGAAACUCAAAUUUCAACCUAAAAACCAGACGACUAAAGUCAAAUUCCAAAAGGAACCUAUAUCCCCCGAGGAUGUGAAAGAUUCUGAAACGAAAAAUGUAACUUUCAAUGCUCAAACAUUAAAAACUAGGAGAGCUAAUCUUAGAAUGGCAUGGAAACUAAAUGCACUAAACAUAUUUGCAAAUUCAUAUGUGUACCCAUUUAUACAUUCCGGUAACAAAUAUAAAUGUUUCAUAUGCUCAAAGUUAUUUCUAGACGCGAACUCAUUAAGAGAUCAUAAUUCAUUGCAUACGACCAAAGAAUUAAAACAAGAAAUGAACAAUAGAGUCAGAGAUACCAAUAUCAAAGUAGACGUCAGUAAUAUGCAAUGUAAGUUAUGUCAAAUUUGUUUACCAGAUUUCAAAGCUUUGAAGUCACAUCUGAAGGAACACGGCAUUAACGUCGAAUUAGAUAUACAAGAUAAUUUGAUACCUUUCAAACUGGGGCAGGAUGCAUUUGAAUGCCAAAUUUGCAGCGAAAAAUAUUUAAAAUUAAGAUUACUCAUAAUCCAUAUGAGUAAUCAUUUUAAUAAUUACAGCUGUGAAUUAUGUGGUUCAGUUUUCAUAUCCUAUAAUUUGCUCAAGAGACAUUUACAAACGCACGAAAUGGGCAGCUUUCCAUGCGAGAAGUGCGAUAAAGUCUUCAAUAACUCCUCUAAAAGAACUUUGCAUAUGCGGGGGGUACAUCUAAAACGACUGCCUAGAAGAUGCCCGAUUUGCCCGGAAAAAUUUAAUUCGAACUACCAAAGGACCAAACAUUUGAGAAUAGUCCAUAACCAAACCACUGGACUAUAUAAAUGUGAGAUUUGUGGGAAAGAAUAUGACCUGAAGUAUCACCUAUUGCUGCACAUGAGGUCUGUACAUUUGCAAGAAAGGAACCAGGAGUGUCCUAUUUGCCCAUCUCGGUUCUUUUCGAAGUAUUGCUUAUCUCGACAUAUGGUUAUACACACAGGCGAGAAGAAUUUUAAGUGCAAUUUAUGUGGGAAAGCGUACGCUAGAAGAAAAAACUUAAAGGAACAUUUAAAGUCGCAUGAUCUUGGAAGCGAGUGUACGGUCUGCGGACAAAAAUUUAACGAUGAGUCUUCGCUUGUGGCACAUGUAACUGAAAUUCAUAAAGAGAGAACAUAA